CCAUGGGAGGGGCGUGGUUUGCGCGGUGUGUACAUUGUGUGUGGUAUCAAUCAUUGCAGGCAAAGAGUCCCAGGCUGGAUUAGGCCAUUACAACAAUUCGGGAGAACAAUGAAGCCCAUCUACGGUGUCCCCAAAUUUCUCACCAAGAUAAUGGCUUUAGUGGAGGAUUCGUUUACCGAUGAUUAUAUCUGCUGGAGCCAGGAUGGAGCUAGCUUUAUUGUGCUGGAUGAAGAAAGAUUUGCAAAAGAAAUCCUUCCUAGGCAUUUCAAACAUAGCAACAUGGCCAGCUUUGUCAGGCAGCUCAACUGGUAUGGCUUUCAUAAAGUUAUGCAUGAUGAUGAGAUUGGUGCACUUAAGUAUGGUGCAGGAAAAUAUCAGCAUCCUUUUUUCCAGCGUGGACAGGAACAACUACUCACAAAAAUUAAAAGAAAGGUUUCUGUCCCACGUAUGGAGGACACUAAACCUGAACCAGAAGAUAUGCCCAAAAUACUGACUUUCCUUCAUCAGCUGCAAGGAAGGCAAGAUGCAAUUGAUUCAACUGUGGAAUCUUUAAAGAGGGAAAAUGAAGCUCUGUGGAAGGAGGUCCUUGAAUUACGGCAGAAGCAAUUCCAGCCCCAGUUUGAUGCUGUUGCCUCACCUCAGACCUACGAUAGAAUGAUGCAAACAAAUCCGCCUCUUAUGAUUGAUAGCACUGGAAACUAUAACCAGCAGUCAGUUCACAAAGGCACUCAAGAAACAAGCUCGGCACUUCAGAACAGAUCACAGUGGUCGUUAAAUGGGAGGAGAACCAGAGGCACCAAACGCUCACUUACAAUAAAAGAAGAUCCGGACAGCUCUGCAGAUGAGUCGAGCAACCCUGUAAUGAAAAUAGAAAUCCCUCAUUCGUCAGAAAGUGAGAAAUCUGAUGAUUCUGAUAAUUCUUCAGAUUUUUCUUCAAAUGAAUCUGAUGAAAUGCCCCAAGAAGAUACUGCACCUGACCAUAGCUCAUCCUUUGUAAACUUACCUGGAAGUGUAAAGAAACAUUGUACCAAAACACCAAACAAACUAAUGAAAACGAGCAAAGAACAGCUUGAUUUGGAAACUGAAGAUAGGAUGAAUAGCAGUGGAUCGGAGGAUAUAAGUGAACAGAGGGCACCUUAUUCAGAAUCUGGACAUACCAAGAGAAGUCGAAAAGAAAGUAGAUUGGACUGUUUGAAGACUGAAGACCUUGUAAAGCAAAUGUACAGAGAUACCACAGGCUUAACAAAACGAGUUUUAGCUUUGGAACAAAAGUCUUUACAGAAACUUUCAGAAAUCUCUACAGUGUUGUCUAAUUUAGCCAAUUUCAUGAUGAAUAAUCAGGACCACCAAAGGCCACUUGUUUCAACGUCUACACCUGCAGAAGUGACAAGAAGUAAAAUGAAUGAAAGUCACACUCCUCAAAGGCAGCGUCAUGAAAUGUAGAUUAUAUAAGCAUGAGAUAUGGUUGUUUACAUGAAAAAUUUGGAACCUUUAUAUAUCAUAGAUUUACAAAUUUAACUACAUUUGUGAAAUACUCUAUUCCCAAGCAUAUAUGCUUAUAGUAGUUCAUAAUUAAAUAUGUUAGAUUACUUGCUAGCGUAGUGCUUAGUAAUGUAUGCAUAGUAACUAGCUGUACAGUUAUCUUACAGCCUUGGUGACAAAUUAAACAGGGUUUUAUUAAAGAUAGAAAAAAGUA
Molecule: messenger RNA, 1696 nt
Organism: Bombina bombina (fire-bellied toad)
Lineage: Eukaryota; Metazoa; Chordata; Amphibia; Anura; Bombinatoridae
Product: heat shock factor protein 2
Exons: 12
Coding region: 109-1443 (444 amino acids)
Biological process (GO): regulation of DNA-templated transcription
Molecular function (GO): sequence-specific DNA binding; DNA-binding transcription factor activity
Source: RefSeq, a predicted model, not a curated record